This is a messenger RNA of Parathielavia appendiculata, 812 nucleotides long. RefSeq lists its product as uncharacterized. The coding region runs from base 179 to 697 and encodes 172 amino acids. Lineage: Eukaryota; Fungi; Ascomycota; Sordariomycetes; Sordariales; Chaetomiaceae. The record is from RefSeq and is a predicted model, not a curated record. The transcript is spliced from 2 exons.
UUCUGGCGGUUACCCACAUCUCUGCUGUUUAAUCAGCUGGCUCCUUAUAUACGGGAAUGCAUAGGCUAUUCGACUACCAUGAACGGGUUCGCAGUCCAAGGAAGACAUCGCUGGCAGCAGGUUUUAGGCAGCCGGUCGUCUAUCUAGGCGGCCCAAAAGUGGCAUAGGUAUAUCAGGUAUGUUGAAUUGUUACUCAUUCUUGCUUGGCGGGAUUUUCCUGGCUAAUCAAGAAACCACCAACUGUCUUUCAAGCCCCUCCCAGCCGGCGUGGUCGGGUUCACCGUCCAAAACACCUGGUAUAAAGGCCAGUACUCAACACUCGUCAUCCGCGUCGUUGCCUUCGGACUUGAAGACAUUCCACACAGCACUCGCAGAUAGCCUGAACCAGACCCGCAAGACGUUCACUGAGCUGGGGUCUGCCGAAAGAAGAUCGACGUGGUUUUCCACGCUGAGACCAACGCGUGACAACCUCGAUUAUAUCUUGGCACAAUGGGCUGUUUUGAAGAUUGCCUUCGUGGCGACCACCGUAGCCGCAGGUACACACACAGCAACGCAGAGCAUCAUUAUUGCUAGUUGGGGAGAGUGGUCUAGUGAGAGGACCCAAGCUGUCCUGCAUGCAGCUAUCCCUCGCAGCACUACUCUCUUCAUGUUUUUCCCCAUACUCAGAAUACACAAGUGGACUGUGUAUCAAUGGUAACUCAAACUAGCACGAACAGAUGACGAGCUCAGGAACAUAAGAUGAAAAGAAUUCCAUCGGCAGAGACAUGAGGAACGCGGCCACCACAGUCACGGCACUCACAUUUCUUGAAUCC